Onychomys torridus (southern grasshopper mouse) is the source of this 3477-nucleotide messenger RNA. RefSeq names its product polypeptide N-acetylgalactosaminyltransferase 10 (gene Galnt10). NCBI's taxonomy places the organism in Eukaryota, Metazoa, Chordata, Mammalia, Rodentia, Cricetidae. The record is from RefSeq and is a predicted model, not a curated record. The transcript has 12 exons. Gene Ontology annotation, cellular component: Golgi apparatus. The coding region runs from base 125 to 1936 and encodes 603 amino acids.
GGAGCGGGGCCGGCGCCGCGGCCGCUUCUGCUGGCCGAACUGCUGCCGCCGCCGGGCGGACGGGCGGGCGGACGCGCAAAGCCGGGGCGGGCGCGGCGAGGCGCGGCGGGGCGGACCGGCCCCGAUGAGGCGCAAAGAGAAGCGGCUCCUGCAGGCGGUGGCGCUGGCUCUGGCGGCCCUGGUCCUCCUGCCCAACGUGGGGCUCUGGGCUCUGUACCGCGAGCGGCAGCCCGACGGUAGCCCUGGGGGAUCGGGGGUGGCAGUGGCCCCCGCGGCGGUACAGGACUUACACGGCCGACCGAAGAAGCCGUUUUUCUUGGAGGAUAAAGAAAAACUGAAGGACUGGCAUGACCAGGAGGCUAUCAGGAGGGACGCACAGCGAGUAGGACAUGGAGAACAGGGGAAGCCUUACCCCAUGACCGAUGCCGAGAGAGUGGACCAGGCAUACCGAGAAAAUGGAUUUAACAUCUACGUCAGUGAUAAAAUCUCCCUGAAUCGCUCUCUCCCGGACAUCCGGCACAUAAACUGCAACAGCAAGCGCUACCUGGAGACCCUCCCCAACACCAGCAUCGUCAUCCCUUUCCACAACGAGGGCUGGUCCUCACUGCUCCGCACUGUGCACAGCGUACUCAGCCGCUCACCCCCAGAGCUGGUGGCGGAGAUCGUGUUGGUGGAUGACUUCAGUGAUCGAGAGCAUCUGAAGAAGCCACUCGAGGACUACAUGGCCCAUUUCCCCAGCGUGAGGAUUCUGAGGACCAAGAAACGAGAAGGCCUAAUAAGGACCCGAAUGCUGGGGGCUUCGGCAGCCACCGGGGACGUCAUCACAUUCUUAGACUCACACUGUGAAGCCAAUGUCAACUGGCUCCCGCCUUUGCUCGACCGCAUUGCUCGGAACCGAAAGACCAUUGUGUGCCCAAUGAUCGACGUCAUCGACCACGAUGACUUCCGCUAUGAGACACAGGCCGGGGACGCCAUGCGGGGUGCCUUCGACUGGGAGAUGUAUUACAAACGGAUCCCCAUCCCUCCAGAGCUGCAAAAGGCUGACCCCAGUGACCCAUUUGAGUCUCCCGUAAUGGCUGGAGGGCUGUUCGCUGUGGACCGGAAGUGGUUCUGGGAGCUGGGCGGAUAUGACCCUGGCUUGGAGAUCUGGGGAGGGGAGCAGUAUGAGAUCUCCUUCAAGGUGUGGAUGUGUGGGGGCCGCAUGGAGGACAUCCCCUGUUCCAGGGUGGGCCACAUCUACAGGAAGUAUGUGCCCUACAAGGUCCCCGCUGGAGUCAGCCUGGCCCGGAACCUGAAGCGAGUGGCAGAGGUGUGGAUGGAUGAGUAUGCAGAGUACAUAUACCAGCGCAGACCAGAGUACCGCCACCUCUCAGCUGGGGAUGUCGUGGCCCAGAAAAAGCUCCGAAGCUCCCUCAACUGCAAGAGCUUCAAGUGGUUUAUGACCAAGAUUGCCUGGGACCUGCCCAAGUUCUACCCACCCGUGGAGCCCCCAGCCGCGGCAUGGGGGGAGAUUCACAAUGUGGGCACAGGACUGUGCACAGACACCAAGCAUGGCACAUUGGGCUCACCGCUGAGGCUUGAGACCUGCAUUCGGGGCCGUGGGGAGGCUGCCUGGAACAGCAUGCAGGUCUUCACCUUCACCUGGAGGGAGGACAUCCGGCCUGGAGACCCUCAGCACACCAAGAAGCUCUGCUUCGACGCUGUCUCCCACACUAGCCCAGUCACCCUCUAUGACUGCCACAGCAUGAAGGGCAACCAGCUGUGGAAAUACCGCAAGGACAAGACCCUGUACCACCCUGUGAGCGGCAGCUGCAUGGACUGCAGUGAAAGCGACCGCAGGAUCUUCAUGAACGCCUGCAACCCCGCCUCCCUCACCCAGCAGUGGCUCUUCGAACACACCAACUCUACGGUCUUAGAGAAGUUCAACAGAAACUGAGGCCUCAGACCUCCUCAGCAAGCCCCUCGGGUUGCUAUGGAGAGCUGGCCCACCUUCCUCCCGUGGGAGAAGGGGAUCUGUGGGCACCAAGGUGCUGGGCCAAAUGGCUUGGGGCGCAGGGUUCUUGAAGCACUCGUGUGGUGGGGCCAGGGGGAGGACAGCCCAGACAAAUGGCUCCACCAGGAGCCGGAACCCGCUUACGUUGGCGCAGAGUUCCUCAGCCUGCCAACAUGUCCCCUAAGUGUUCGGCAUACCUGGGCAGCCUCAGGCCAGAAAAUUAGUCCUAUAAGGAUGCCCACCUCUCGGGCUGCUCCCAGACAUGACAGUGUCCUAGGAAGAAAGGUGGUAUUGGCCUUGGGGCUGCUCUUAAGCCUAUGUGCCAGCCGCUGGCAAGGCAGUCUGCCCGUGCCGGGGAUGCCUGCCAAUAUUGCCUGUGUUGGUCCAGGGCAGUGAGAGCCCAGUGGGACCUCGGAGUGUUCCAUAACUCGCCCUGGCCAGCAACCAGGCAAGGCCCCCCCCUUAUUCCGCAGCCGGAUGGAUGUAAAGGACGUCUCCCCUGACUCUCUGGGUGUUUCGGAUGCCCAUUCUAGCUUUUGGGCUCUCUGGGUACCAGGUUUUCGGGGCUAGUUCAGCUGGCUGAGUAGACCUCCAGACUGAACAGCUCCCAGCCCAUGCUUCCAAAGCCCUUUCUCUAUAUCUGUCCUUGGCAGCUCCCUGCCUCAGAGAGGAAUGGGGUGCUGUGAGGUGCUCACUUCUAGAGUCCUCUGGGAGAGCAGCAUCCCCCAGAGAAUGGCCAUUGUGGCCCUAACCUCACAGAACCCUGGAGUUUCUGAAAAGUACUAUGGUUCUGUCAAAAGCCAAGAUGAGCCAUGGGGUGUGUGGGCAUACAGUGCAAGCAGCCAAGUGUCAGGCAACCCCUGACCCCAGCCCAUGUGUCACCCCUAGGGGUAGAGGCUGUGGGGGACCAGAGGCUUUGGUACAACUCAAUGCCUGACCAUCACAGCUGCAGCCUCGUUAACGGUGAGGUCCUCAUAAGCUAUUGUCCCCUGACCAGAUCACCCCUAGCCCCAUGUCAGGGUCCCAGGGGGGUCUCAAACAAAAACUUGCCCUCCAAGGUCUGGGUCACUUGAUCUUGUUACUUACCAGUGAAGUAACUGAUACAUGGUUCUGGGGACAGAGCUCUGCUGGAGAGAUUCUGGUACUGAGGUCAGCAAGCCCCCCCAGCUUGGCCAGGUGACUGGUGAAGAGCCUCCUCCAUGCAGCCCCUGUGCGGUCAUGGCCCACUUGUGUAUUCCUAGUGUCCUUUUCCAGAUGAACAUUCUACCUUACAAGUGGCCACCUAAGAAGGAAUCCCAGGUGGGGGUGGAUGGGGGUCUAGAAUCCAGUGGGGGUGGAGUUUGCAGCCAAGGGGAGUGGAGUCCUCAGAGAGCAAUGUGGCCUCCUUACAAUAAAAAAAACUGUGCCUUUUACAAAGAGAAAAUGCAACCGAGCAGCCGAUUCCCUAAACUUGAACCACUUCCUAGUGCCUUGCUAGACAGACA